Messenger RNA from Lepus europaeus (European hare), 4659 nucleotides. It is a transcript of the gene ITPRIPL1, whose product is annotated as ITPRIP like 1. The record is from RefSeq and is a predicted model, not a curated record. Lineage: Eukaryota; Metazoa; Chordata; Mammalia; Lagomorpha; Leporidae. The coding region runs from base 2959 to 4629 and encodes 556 amino acids. The transcript is spliced from 7 exons. Gene Ontology annotation, cellular component: membrane.
UGCUUAGGGGUCCGGCCUCGGGUCCCGGCCAAGGCGCCUUCCACCGUAUCCGGGAUGCACGCCUCCUUUGCGUCCAUCCUGUGCGCAGCCUCUUUUAUAUUCAUUUGUUUAUUUGAAAGAGAGAGAAAAACAGAGCAGUCUCCCAUCUGCUGGAUAACCCCCGGUAGUCGCAAUGGCCAGGGCUGGGUCAGGCUGAAGCCAGGAGCCAAGGGCUUCUUCCAGGUCUCCCACGUGGGUGGCAGGGACCCAAACAUUAGGCCAUCUGCCGCUGCUUUUCCCAGGCCACUAGCGGGGAGCUGGAUCGGAAGAGGAGCAGCCGGACAGGAACCAGCGCCGGUGUGGCAGGUGCGGCUUUACCCCCACCGCAGGCCUUUUUCUACAGCUGCUUCCGCUGACUCUGGCAACAGUCCUGGGAAGGCACCCGGCAAGGAGAGGCCAGUUAGCCUUCCAUUUCUGGAAGAGGAAACUGAAGCGCUGGACAGCAGUAUAAUCGUGUGUGUUUCUCUUUCGCAUGGAACAACAGAGAAGGCUCCUUCCCCCACCUAUCCCACUAACCCCCAUGCCCUCGAGGCCCUGGUUCUGGGCCAGCGGAAUGAACAGGGCCAGAUCUUUUUGUUCAGGCGUCGCAUUCCGUGGCAGGGCCGUCUCCACCUCUCCGAGGAACAUGGGCGACUGUGGCAGCCUCCUGGCGGGAGGAACUCCUUGAGGACAGCAACAGUUGCUUCCCAAAGCCCGGGACUGACAGAGUGGACAGUGAGAGAGAGAGAGGUCUUCCUUUUGCCGUUGGUUCGCCCCCCAAUGGCUGCUGCGGCCGGCACACCGCGCUGAUCCCAAGGCAGGAGCCAGGUGCUUUUUCCUGGUCUCCCAUGGGGUGCAGGGCCCAAGCACUUAGGCCAUCCUCCACUGCACUCCUGGGCCACAGCAGAGAGCUGGCCUGGAAGAGGGGCAACCGGGACUAGAACCCCGUGUGUGGGCGCCUCUAGGUGGAGGAUUAGCCUGUUGAGCCACGUCGCCGGCCCCCCAAUGGAUAUCUUAACAGGAUCUCAGAACUUCAUGAGAGAAAGCAACACAUAACCACAGAUGAGGAUGCAGUGUGAAGCAGGACAGGACGGUCAGAAGAAGGACCUGCGAAGAAAUUUGCUGUGACAGCAACAGUGGUCUCAUCGGACGCCCCAUCUCCUUUUUCAUCCUGAAAACGUAAGCUAGAGUGGAGGAGUUAGGCAAAAAGGGGCACAGGAACACAGGCGGAGAAUCUGAAACCGUUUUGUUUGUUUGUGUUUUUUGCUUGAGCUUGGUUUCCAGAGGAUGUUGAAGUUUAUCUUACUACAGUGUACUCAGCGGAGCCAGGCCACCGGAACCCAAGGACUUGUUGAAACUGCAAGGAAACAGGCUGAGUCAGAUCUUUACUGCCUAAACUGAACUUCUUCCUCUUUAUACUAAAUCCUGUGCCCAGGGGAGGGGACUUUCCACCAUGUGCUGGCACACAUGUAUGAAGAAGCACGAAGAUGUAUGUUGCUUGCCUGGUAUGAGCAGCAGGGGCCUUCCCCCUUCUUUUGUGCUACAUCCUGGACAGUGCCCUAACCCUUGGUACCGAAGCCUGGCAAACGGCUUCUCCGGGAGGCACUUUUCUUUUCCAGGACUACACCUUCCUGUUAUCUCCUUUACUUGUCCUAAUCACAAGUCAGUGAAGCUGGAGGCUGAUUAUCCUGCAAGCCACGAACCCCUCGUUGCCACUAGAAAAAAUGACACAGCCAACGCACCAAUGGCAAUCCAUUUCGUAACACAAAAAUGAGAGCUAAAGUGUGUCGGGCCCAGGGCAGGCACACGCGAAUGCUCCACCUGGGCACAACUCCUCGGCUUCUCUGUGUAGUAGAGUGGGUGAGCUGGCUGGCAUCCUCAGGCACCAGCAUCUCACUGAUAGCCUCCAGGGACCCCUGGAAAGGUAAGGAAGAAGAUACAUGAGGUAAUCCUCCAGGAGCCCUGGGGUAGGAGGAAGAAGGGAGAAACAUACACAAUAUACUGUUCAGUGUUCCAUCCACCAAACAUCCUGGACCUGUUGGAGCACACUCCUAACUUCCCCAUGAAACAUGAGCGCCAUGUUAGGCCACUGCUGAUUGGUUCCUGGCUGAGCCAAUCACAUUCAAGCUGUGCUGAUUCAUGUAGAAUACCUCAUUAGUGUAGACCUCGACCAAUCAGAUGAACUUCCUCCUUUGGAAACAUACAAAAAUAGGAGCCAGGCAGUCUUGAGAGGCAGGUGAGGGGAUGCAGCCCUUCAGGGCGGGCAGUCCUUAGUGGGCAGUGUCUCCCGCUGCAGGACAGCUUUCCCUUCCUCUUUGAAUAAGCAUGCAGCCUUCACUUUGUUUACUCUGUGGUCAUUCUUCAUGGUCAAGAGAACAAGAACCAGACCAGAGCAGAGAAGCGGUAACACAAAAGACUGCAACACUUGACAAAUCCCGCAGAGAACUUGUGUGACCCAACGGGAGAGGAGAUGUCUGAAGAACCCUGCAAGACGAAGAAUCUGCCACAUUUCUUGGUGAUGAGCUCUUGCAACACCAACACUUGAACUCUUGCAACAUCGCAACUGGACUCUUGCCUCGUUGAGACUCCCCAAACUCUGCUGCAGGGACCGGUGCUUCCUGAAUUUCAUUAUCGUACUGAUGCUCAUAAACCUGUGGUCUACUUCUCAUCAUCCGGGUUUCUGAAAAGUACCUGGAACCUCAGCCGCUGUCAGCCAGGAGACUUUGGCUCCUUCCCAUGAUUCGGUCAGCCAGCCUUUCCGGAAGUUUCUGCCCCGUAGUUGGGGGGCUCCCUCUGCAUCACCACUCAGUAGGGGACUUCAAACGUCACCUGGAGGAGGACUGCAGGCUCCUGGAGGGGGCGGUGACACCUGCCAAGGCCUGAGGUCCAAAGGGAGGAGAAUCCCCACCUGGCUUCAGUGUCCACACGGAACAACCCUUCAUGAGUCUCGAUGCAGAGGCGUCCAUGGCUGUGAUAAGCCUGCUGUUCUUGGCAGUGAUGUACGUGGUGCAUCACCCCCUGUUGGUCAGUGACCGGAUGGACCUGGACACAUUAGCCAGAAGUCGGCAGCUGGAGAAGCGGAUGAGCGAGGAGAUGCGCCAGUUAGAGACAGAGUUUGAAGAGAGGAAGCGGGCAGCGGAGCAGAAGCAGAAGGCCGAGAACUUCUGGAGGGGAGACACUUCCGACGACCAUCUGGUGCUGGGGAAGAAAGACAUGGGGUGGCCGUUCCGGGCCGACAGCCAGGAGGGGCCGCUGGGCUGGAUGCUGGGCAACGCGUGGAACGCUGGCCUCUUUUGCCUGUUCCUCAUCUUUGAGCUCCUGCGGCAGAACAUGCAGCAUGAGCCGGCCUUUGAUUCCAGCAGUGAGGAGGAGGAAGAGGAGGAAGUCCGGAUCGUGCCUGUCACCUCCUACAACUGGCUCACCGACUUCCCCUCGCAGGAGGCCCUGGAAUCCUUUUACAAACACUAUGUCCAGAACGCCAUCCGUGACCUGCCGAGCACCUGUGAGUUCGUGGAGAGCUUUGUGGAUGAUCUCAUUGAGGCCUGUAGGGUGCUCAGCCGCAGGGAGGCUCACCCACAGUUGGAGGACUGCCUGGGCAUUGGCGCUGCCUUUGAGAAAUGGGGAACCCUCCAUGAGACCCACACAUUUGAUGUGCUGGUGCCCAUUGUCCCCCCGCAAGGCACCAUGUUUGUCCUGGAGAUGAGGGAUCCAGCCCUAGGCCACCGCUGCGGCAGCGUGCUGGUGGAGUCGGAGUGCGUGUGCAAGCGGGAGAAGCUCCUGGGCGACGUGCUGUGCCUCGUGCACCACCAUGGGGACCACUCAGCGGGGGUGGGGAAGUGUGGCAGCUCCAUCAAGGCAGCUCUGUGCAGCGGCUCCCACCUGGAUGUGUGCAAGACCGUGCAGUGGUUCCGCAACAUGGUGGGCAAUGCCUGGGCCCUCGUGGCCCACAAGUAUGACUUCAAGCUCAGUCUCCCACCAUCCACCACCUCCUGCAAGCUCAGGCUGGACUACCGCUCGGGCCGCGUUCUCUCAAUGCAUCUGGUCUUGGGGGUGCAGCGGGAAGACACCUUGGUCUACCUGGUGAGUCAGGCCCCUGACCAGGAACAGCUCACCAGUGUGGACUGGCCCGAGUCUUUCGCGGCCUGUGAGCACUUGUUUCUGAAGCUGGUAGGGCGCUUUGCCCCCGAGAACACCUGUCACCUCAAGUGCCUCCAGAUCAUUUUGAGUCUCCAGGAUCAUCAGAGCUUACCUCCCGGGGCAUCCCGCCCCAUCCUCACCUGCUACCACUUCAAGACGGCCCUGAUGCACCUGCUGCUGCGGUUACCCCUCACGGACUGGCAGCACAACAUGCUCUCUCAGCGGCUGCAGGACAUUCUUUGGUUCCUGGGCCGUGGCCUCCAGCAAAGGUCCCUCCAUCAUUUCCUCAUUGGUAACAGCUUCCUACCCCUAACCAUCCCGAUCCCAAAGACAUUCCGGAAUGCUGAGCCUGUCAAUCUCUUCCAACACCUGGUGCUAAACCCCGUAGCACAUUCACAGGCAGUGGAAGAGUUCCACAACCUUCUGACCCAGGUGAAGACCCUGCCCUGUGCCCCACUGGCUGGGGCAUCUUAAUAUAAAGACCAUUAAAAAACAAACAAAAAC